AUUGUUGAAAUGCGUUGGUAUGCGAUUUGGAGGAACUUUGGGUCCGUUGACAUAUCCAGGACUACUGAAGCACAAGUUCAGUGUGUUUUGGCGCUGUCCUCUGUUAGUAAUCUUUGAGAAUCAGUUAUGCAUGACAGCUUUAGCAGUUCUACGCAAGGACUUCUGAGAAUUUUGGCCUGUUGAUCUUGCCGCUACUUUGCUCAUGGUGCCUGCUUUUGAAUUCUCUCAACAACAAUGAUAGGCUAGAACCACAAAGUCUAAAAUGUUGUCCUCAAGUCCAAUAGUUUGUGAUGUAGUUGAUCAGGAUGCUAUUAGCACUUGGGCAUGCAUGGUUGAUGGUUCAGUGGUGACCUCCAUGACGUAGUACCUUUUGUGAAGCAUUGAGUGGAUUUUGCCUCAUCAAUAUCCUUUCAAGAUUUUGUGAAUGAGAAGUAGGGCUCCCUGUCUGAUAUUAGCUUAUUCAGUCACCUGCCAAAAGAAUCUGAAAGUGAACUCAACUACAUUUACUUGUUCUUCAUAAUUCUCGUGGUUUCUGCAUACUUAAGUUGACUCUUCUUUUUUGUUAGGCAGUCCACCUAAAGCUUUUUAGGCUUACACAUCCUACAUUUGUUGAAUUAAGCUGUGAGAAUCAUGGACGCUGAUAUAUUCUGUAAAAGCCUCUAGAAGAAAAUCUGAAACUGCUGCUCCUUUUCUUUUCUUUUCUUUUCUUUUCUUUUCUUUUCUUUUCUUUUUCUUUUUCUAUCUAGUUAGAAAUUGGUCUGAUCCUUGUUGCUAGCAUUCAGAAGGUUCGGGUGCUAGAUUUUCCGGCCUUGUUUGGGAUACUCCUCUUUCCAGAUCUUGACACAGUUUUGUUUCUGAUCUUUUUUCUAACGUCGUCUAUCAUUGCCCUUAUCUGAUUAAGUUGGAGUGUGAUAAUUUGAUCUCAUAUAUGCAUCAAAAGUAGAUCAUCAAGGAAUUACCGUUUGGUUCAGACAAAAUUGGCAGAGGGAUGCUUAUGACAGUUAAGUUGGCAGAGGCAGAACACCUCAGAUUGGUUUACACAUGAUGUCUUAUUGUAAUUGGGUCUAAGUAGCCUCUUAACUGGUGAAGCAUGCAAAGCUUCCGGAAGUUUCCCUACUUCAUGCUGCAGACAGCUUUCAAAGUUAUGUUAGUUGAGGUAGUAUUUUCCAGAGUUGCCAUAUGAAGCAAAAGAAGUUAUAUUUGAGAACAUGUGUUUAUCCUUUUUGGCUAAACCAGUUUGUUGCUGAUUAGAAACUUUGUGUGACGUGUGUCCAUGUUUCACCAAAUAACUGGAGGAAAUUCAGAGGUAAUGGUCUCUUUUUGGUUGCAAACAUAGCUAAUGUCUUUCAAUUCGUAUAAAAUACUCGAGUUGGUAACUGAUCCGAGCUCUACCUUUUGGAAAUAACAUCAUGUUAUUGGGACUAUGAGCCAGAGUCAUGACACUUUUUGGGAAUGUUGCAAGAUCUUUGAAGGUGAAGUUUUUUAUGAAGGUUUCUUUCAACAUCGAGCACUUUCUCUUGAUGCAAGCUGAAACUUAAGUGGAUGGCGAAUUCUUUGUCUGUUACACGAUUUCUGAAAAAUGCAAGAGUUUGCCGCAAUAAGCUGAAGUUCACUGAGUGUAGUCAAUACAAGUGAGAUCACGGGCCAUCUGCUAGAUUGAAUUAGGAUUAAGAUCUCCUCCUUGUUUGAUUGCUCAAAUUUUCUUUACUGGUCUUUGUUUUGCGGAAUUCAGGCCUCAGAGAAACUAAUGUCUGUCUUCUGAUCAUAUUAUGUUGGAAAGAGAUACAGGUCGUCCUCGUGGAUUUGGCUUCCUGACUUUUGCUGACAGAAGGGCGAUGGAUGAUGCAAUCAGGGAUAUGCAUGGUAGAGAAUUUGGAGAGCGGGUCAUCUCAGUUAACAAGGCCCAACCUAAGGGAGCUGAAGACUCUGGAAAUGGCCAUGGAAGUCGCACAGCAGGGGGGCGGGGGAGUUAUGGUGGAAGAGAUAGGCCAGCAGCAGGACCAGAUGAUUGCUUCAAAUGCGGCCGGCCAGGACAUUGGGCACGAGAUUGUCCAUCAGCUGGUGGUGGUCGAGGUGCUCGUCCACUGUCACCACCACCACCACCACCACGUUCUAAGUAUGGUGGCCCCCCUAGCCGUGGGGAUCGUUUUGCAGAUGAUCGCGAUAGAUUCGUGGAUGAUAGAUAUGACAGAGGUCGUUAUGGUGAUAAAGAUCGUUAUGACAGCAGAGAUGAUCGAUAUGGGGGUGGUCGUGAUCGAUAUGCUAAUGACAGGUAUGCCCCACCCGGAGACCGGUUCGCUGCUGAUAGGUACGUCCCCCCUGCUGCUGACCGUUACCCUCAUAACGGAUAUGGCAGAGACAGAGCUUACGAUAGAGAUGUAGGACCCAGAGGUGCUGGUGAUAGAUAUGGAGGUGGUGGUGGUGGUCCUGCACGAUAUGAUGGGAGAAGCUAUAGGGAGAGGCCAGCUCCGUACGACCGUCCUAGAAAGGGAGGGAGACCACCGUCCUUGGACCGCUACUGAACAGCCUCGUGCAUAUUCGACUGUCGUAACAUUUCGUGUAAGGGCGUACUUUUUGCGACUGUCCUAACAUUUCAUGUUAGGCGUACUUUUUGUGAAUUUUAGCCUUCUUACCUUGCCAAUUGCCAUAGCACCAUAGGUGUAGAAUGAGAUAUCUUGCUUGAUGCAUCAUUAUAACCAUUUCUCGUAGUUGUUUUCUUGAUGGUAUGUUGGUUUAUGAUCUAUCAUCCGCAUGUUGUUUA
Messenger RNA from Salvia miltiorrhiza (redroot sage), 2761 nucleotides. Its product is annotated as glycine-rich RNA-binding protein RZ1C. The record is from RefSeq and is a predicted model, not a curated record. The transcript has 3 exons. The coding region runs from base 1770 to 2522 and encodes 250 amino acids. Lineage: Eukaryota; Viridiplantae; Streptophyta; Magnoliopsida; Lamiales; Lamiaceae. Gene Ontology annotation, molecular function: RNA binding; zinc ion binding.